Symbiodinium sp. CCMP2592 is the source of this 891-nucleotide messenger RNA. NCBI's taxonomy places the organism in Eukaryota, Dinophyceae, Suessiales, Symbiodiniaceae. The record is from the annotation of a GenBank genome assembly.
AUGAGCCCCUAUCUGCAGCAGCUCAACGCAAGGGACCUCGCAUCGAUGCUUUAUCGUGACAACCUUCGCCUCAAGCAUGCUGCUCGGCAACGGCUGCAAGAUGAACUUGACUCCGCCAAGCUGGCGGAGGAAAUGCUGCGAGUGCAGGCAGACCGGGAAAGCGGACUACUCGAGGACAAGAUAGCGGCCACUGAUCCCCUGGCCAAAGCUCUUUUGUCCCACCUGCAAGAGGUCGGGCAGCAGGAUCAAGUCGUGUUCUCCAUGCCUGCGACUGUCUUUGGUGACAAGUGUGAGCCGGUGCAAAAGCUUGUGAACCCGCACCGGUCACUGGCUGCGCAGAAUGUUGGUGACAUGGAAUUGGAAGAUGAGGACAGCGUCCUGUCUACAGCUGCUGCAGGCAGUGGCAGCGACGUGCUCGCACUGCCAGGGCACGACAUCGUUCCUGCGGCACAUUUGUUUCAGGACGACGCCGCCCGGCACUUUGCCAAAUGCUUGGAGCCUGCCCAUGCUUUUCGAGAUCAUUCGUUUUUCAGAAUUUCAUCAGGAGCCAUGGACAGGCAUGUGAUCACAGGCGCUCCUCUGCAGCAAUUUGAUUUCAUGGUGCAGUGCUACGUACCUGUUGGGAUUGAGCAGCACGGCGAUGGUGACGGUGGCCUUUGGGCUGUUCACUUGGCUCCCCUGGGAGGGCCAAUGGCGUUGACCUUGAGGCAACACACCUUCGAUGUUCUUGCCGAAAACGUACAUGUGUGGAGCUUGGGCAAAGGCGUGAAGUUUUUGCCUCGGCCCUCGUUGGGUUUGCUUCUCGCGCCGCACUUGUGUGUCGUGUGGUCGUUUGCUUCUUUACUUACUCCGUUGUUAGUUUGUACACAAAACUCAACAGGAUACUCUUGA